Molecule: messenger RNA, 669 nt
Organism: Prunus armeniaca (apricot)
Lineage: Eukaryota; Viridiplantae; Streptophyta; Magnoliopsida; Rosales; Rosaceae
Source: the annotation of a GenBank genome assembly
AUGGCUCCUAUGACAGAAGAGUCCAUUAAAAGAAAAGCGAAGGCAGGGGAAGCCAUGAAAAGCUCAAAAAGGGAAGUCAACAAGGGAGCAUGGACAGCAGAGGAAGAUCACAAACUAGCAGAGGUUAUUGAAGUACAUGGUGCAAAAAGAUGGAAGACAAUUGCCUCCAAAGCAGGCCUCAAUCGGUGCGGCAAGAGUUGCAGGCUAAGAUGGUUGAACUAUCUAAGACCCAACAUCAAGAGAGGAAAUAUAUCUGACCAAGAAGAGGACUUGAUCCUUAGGCUACACAAACUUCUCGGAAACAGGUGGUCUUUGAUUGCUGGAAGAUUGCCGGGUCGAACAGAUAAUGAAAUAAAAAACUACUGGAACUCUCAUUUGAGCAAGAGAAUAAUCCAGAAGGAGAAGCAAAUUGGAGCCAACCCAACAAGACAAAUGGUCUCCACAGACCACAAACUAAGCCUAGCAGAACAUCACCAGAAGGUCCACAUAGAAAUGAAAGAAGACUCGUCAUCAGAAGAAGGUGCUAGCUUUGCAUCCAAAGACUCGAACAAAAACAUGAACAAUAUUGAUGUUGAUGACUUCUUUGAUUUCUCCAACGAGGGACCUUUGAAUUUGGAGUGGGUGAGUAAAUUCCUGGACUUCGAUGAUGACAGAUGGCUUAUUAACUGA